AUUUGCAAUUAGUUAGCGGCGGCCGUGUUGUCACUUUCAACCGUGUGGAAGCUGUGUCUUCGACGCGAGCAACGAGUUUGUUAUUUUGCAUAGCAAGUGAGCCUCUAUUUACUAUGAACUAACUAUUUUGAGGACUUCUAAGUAUCAAUCACGAAAAUUUGUUUGGAGAAGGCCCUGUCAACCUGGACUGUGGCAAUUCAAGUGCAAACAACAAGAAAAGGCGCACGGUGGACCCUACGUGAACGUCACAGUUAUAUCUAUAAAUUGUAACAGGACUCGAGGUUUGUGCGGUUUGCUCCGAGGAGGGCACACCCCGAGCUGCCCGGCUGGGCGCGGUCGGGCCGCUUGGGCCAUUUCCAUACAGCUCAUUUGGAAAUGCCACUUAGCUAUCUGUGAGCGUGGGUCCACGCAGUGGACAUAUGGCAUUCGCGGAGCGGCAUCCCUCGCCGCGGAGCCACAGCAUGCACCGGAGUCCCACGCUGGAGCACGGCGGCGGCGGCGGCGGCGGCGGCGGCGAGCCGGGCUCCCCCGCCCCGCGGCUGCAGGUGCACCGGGACUGGCUGCAUGAGCGGCCGCCGGAGACGUCGGUGUUCGUUGCGGACGAGGAUGUCCGCAACGCGGCGGAGGGCGCCUUCAGUGUGCUGGCGCAGUUCGGAGUGCUGGCGGCCGCGUCACCCCAGUCGCCUCUGGCCAAGUGGCGGCGCAGCGCCAUCCGCAUCGCCGCCGGCAGCGCGGCGCGGCGGCUGCGCGAGGCGGCCCGGCUCAAGGCGCUGCAGCGCACGCCCUACCCGCUGGUGCUGGCGCGAAUAAAGCUGCUGCUGGACCGAAUGGCGGCCUUCAAGGAGCAGGUGGCCCUCAUGAGCAGCAGCGGCGGCGGCGGCGGCCCCCACAGCGGCCUGGGCGGCGCCGGCGCCAAGUCCCGCCGCCGCGGGGCCCCGCCCUGGGGCGGGGACGGCGGCGGCGGCGGCGUUGGUGGUGUGGGAGGAGGUGGAGGUGGUGGUGGCGUUGCGGGCAGCCCCACGGGUCCGGACGGGACGGUGCGGACGGCGAGUGACCUGUUGACGAGCACCAUCAAGAGCUGGGACCUCAGCAAGGUGGGCGGGCACCUCAUCUCCGGGCCCAUGGAGGUGCUGUCGCGCAAGGCCUCCAAGCUCACGCGCGAGAACACCAGCAUCACACACCAUAGCGUCGUCACACUGCCGGCGGGCGCCGCCGACGGCGACGGAUCCGGUCGCAACACCGCCAGCCCCACAGCAAUGGCGGCAGGCGGCGGCGGCGCCGGAGUUGGCGUGGCGUCGUUUCGCAUGGCCGCGAAUGCGGUGUCGGCAGGGGCGGGGCCGGGGAAUGGCGGGGAGGAGGGGUACGGCGGCGAGGGCGAGUACGACGAUGGGGGCGGCAUGGAGCAGCAGGCCCUGGAGCUGGACGAGCCGGGCGGCGGCGCCAAGAUGUCUCUGGACAAACUGCUGGAGGAGCUGUCGGCCACACUGUCCUACGUGUCGGAGUUCCUGCGGCGGGUCCCAGAAGAAACGCGCAUGGAGGCGUGCUUCGCGGCCAAGAUGGAGAACUACAAAAAGGACCAGACCGUGUACCGCAUAGGCGACCCGCCGGAGAGGUUCCACCUGAUCCUGACGGGGGUGGUGGAGGUGUGGACGCACCCGCCCGGCAACCGGCGGGAGAAGACGCUGAUCGCCACGCUGAAGAAGGGGCAGAGCUUUGGCGAGAUGGCCAUUCUCAACGACGAGCCGCGAGCCGAGGUGGCCACGCCCACCUCCAACUGCACCUUCCUCACCUUCCAGCGCUCCGACCUGCUCGCCAUCUUCGGCGCCUACUUCCGCGAGCGCCUGCUGGCCGCCGAGCAGUUCUUCCACAGCCAGGUGGCGGUGUUCCAGGCGCUGCCCAAGAGCCACACGCUCAGCGCCAUCAGCCACAUGAUGCUGACCACCCACCCCGCCGGCAAGGACUGGGAGCCGCUCAACGACCAACAGGUCUACUUCAUCAAGAGCGGCACCGCGGAUCUGGAGGCCCUGGACCGGCGGUUCGCGGGGGGUCCCGCCACAGCCGCCAUCGGCGCGGCGGGCGCGGCGCAGAUCGGCGCCACCCGCGGCGCCAACGCGGCGGCGGUGUCGGCGGCGGCGGGCGGCGCGGCGGCGCUGGACAUACCUGACGCGGACGGCAAUGAGGUGCUGUCGGCCAUCAGUGUGGUGGACGGGCGGGCGGUGGGCACCCUGGGUCAGGAGGACGAGCUGAGGCGCGCGCGGAGGGCGCUCAUACCCAAGAAGACGGUGGCUAGCCUCACAGCUGGGUCGCACUUUGGCGGCGGCGCGCGCAUCCUAGGCGAGGGCGAGCUACAGGGCUGCAUCAAGGUGACUGCCGCCAGCGAGAUGCAGGUGUACCACAUGCACGUGGACGCCUUCCUCAAGGCAGCCUCGCCGGAGCUGGUGCGGGCGCUGCGGGACGACACAGCCUUCAAGCUCACCUACUACUUCGGGAGGCAGGGCACCAUCGGCCAGGACACUGUGGUGGGCCACGCCGACGCCUCCCUGGCGGCUCGGCCGGGCGGGCUGCAGGAGGAGGAGUCGCUGGCGUCGCCCUCGCGCGGCGCCAACAGCGCCGGCCGCAACAAGAAGAAGGGCGGCGGCAAGGGCGGCAAGGGCGGCGGCGGCGGCGGCAGCAACGAGCUGGACCGCGCUGUGGCGUACAUGCGCGAGGUGGAGGGGCUGCUGCACCCAGACAAUAAGCCAGUGGACCUAUACAAGAACGGCACCCCUGUGGAGCGCUACUACCGCUCGCCGCUGCUGUCCGGCACCGCGCGCGGCAACGCCCUGCCGCACAUCAUCGCCGCCGUGUACAGCGAGGGACUGGGGCCGCUGGCGGACAAGGUGGAGGCGCUGGCUUCCAAGGCCGCGCGCCGCAUGGACUCGGGCGGGGGCGCGGGCGACGCCUCCGCCGUGAAGCGCAUGCUCAGCAUCGUGGCGCCCUCCGGGGCAGGCACGCCGCUGGGCGGCUCCGCAGGCCCCAGCCCCACAGGACAUGGCCACGGCCACGGCCACUACCAGCACAACCUCCACCACCUGCUCAGCCCCAGUGCUCUCGGACCCGGCGCAGCCAGCCGCGGCGGCUCGCCAGCAGGCGGCGGCGGCGGCGGCGCGGGCGGCUCGCCGCCGCAACAACCCCGACCCAACAACCACGGCACAACCUUUGGCGCCCCGGUGGUGCCGGGGGGUUCCGGGGUGGUCGGGUCAGUGCCCAACAGCCCCAUCGGGCGUGCCGGCCCCACACGGCUAGGGGGCGGGCACGCGGCCGGUGGCGGCGCCAGCGCCGCCGCCGCCAUCUCGGCCGCGGCCGGGUCUGCAGGCGCUGCCGGGGCGCCGGUGCCGGAGCCCUGGGCGGGCGCCGGGGCGGGAGCGGGGGCGGCGAGGACAUCACUGGUGCCGGGGCCGUCGCCGACGGCACGGCCGCAGACCAGUCCCGCUGUGGGCAGCUACGGCGCAGGUGGUGCUGGGGCAGGCGGCGGGUACGCGGCGGGUGGCGGGGAUGCGGCGGCGGCGGCGGCGGCGCGGCGGCGCGGCGCGCUGACGGCGGCUGGCUUCAUCUGGCAGCGCAUGCGCGACCUCGGCGGCCGUGCGCCGCCGGCGGUGCGGCAGUGCCUGACGUACGAUGAAAUUGCUCACAUCAAGGCGGAGCAGCAGAGGGCCCUGGCCGCCGGCAGCUCGCCCGGCCACCCCGCCCGCUCCGCCGCAGCCAGCGGCAUGGCCACACCCGUGCCUGCGCGCUACAGCCUGGCGGGCGGCAGCAACUCCGGACCCGUGGGGCACGGCGGCGGCGGCGGCGGCGGAUACUACUGAUGAGGCUGCUGCUACAACCUACAGGGGGGGCUUGCUUGAGAGGUAGGGGCGGGGCUUGUGAGGUUGAUUGGGAUGUUGGAUGUGAUGUUGAUGCUGCACUGGUGUACUCUUAGGUGUGUUUGGCACAGUCUGGAAGACUUCCGUGCGUCGGCUGUGCUGGCCAAGCUGUGGUGGCUGAGCAGGGCUUGCAUAAACGACGGGUGGGCACGCACUGAUGAGCACGUGAAUGAAGCAUACGGUACACGCGAUGAUGUGAGUGUAUGACUGAGUGCUCUAUGCAUUGCUAUGCAUGGUACUGGAUUGCGGCAUGGGCACGAGGUGUCGCCGCUCGGCAGCUCGGCAGCUGUUUCGUGGUCCACUUGACAUGCUGGCUACUGCAUCAGACAGCGUGUGCCCGCACCCCUGGUCGCCUCCGCCCUCGUGCGCGGGGCGAUGCGUUUAGCAUCUACGCGCAGACACAAGGCAUCAUCAUGCAUUGCUCGCCAUCUGCGCGACCUCGAGCAGCAGCAAGCCAGCAGCAGGCGAGGAGCGGGCCAGCGCCGGCAGCAACACCAGCAGCAGCAGCAGCAACACCACCACCACCACCACCACCAGCGCAGCAGAUGGCGAUUCGGCCCUCUCGCUGGAACGGCUAGCCAACGCGCUCGACACGGUCCUACAAGCGGCCCUGUCGCUGGGCGGGCCCUGCAAAGUGCAUAGACCUGGAGGCGAGGGAUGCAGUAGACGGAUGCAGGUGCUCGGGCCCACAGCGCUGUUCUUGAGCACGCGGCCCGCAGCGUUGCUGUGCCUGGCAGGGGAGGGGGCGAUGCCCUAGUGCCUGGGCCGUGCGCUGACGAGUGACGGUGUCGGCAAUGGCGGCACAGAAGAAGCAUGUGCUGCAGCCGUAGCAGCGAGCACGCAGCGCAAUGCCGCAGCAGGCGCCGGCGCAGCAGGCGAGGCGGGGCGGGAGCAGGGGCAGCGGCAGUGUCCGAGUCUGAGGAGGCGGUCGUGCGGGCGUUCAUGCUGGAGGAGACACAAGGCGGCAGGGCGGGCCUGGUACCGGCGUUCUUGCGGCUGUGUGUGUCUAUCACCUCUGUGCGCCAGAAGUACACGAUCUUAAUGGCCGGCCUACGCCGGCACCUUCGACCGGCACCUAAGCCGAUGCGGCUGGCCGAUGCAGUGCCAGCCAGCACGCCUGUGGUGCCACUGCAGGCCGGUGCCGCCUGCAGCCGCAGCCGCCACGUCGCCGCCCCAUGCCCGUCAUGGCUGCCGUGUCGCAAUAGCACAGGAGCAGGAGCAUGCGCCUUACGAAGGCAGAACAAUGAGGUUGACAUUCACAUCUUGCAAACGGUCAUUCCGG
Chlamydomonas reinhardtii is the source of this 5184-nucleotide messenger RNA. RefSeq lists its product as uncharacterized. The coding region runs from base 420 to 3845 and encodes 1141 amino acids. Lineage: Eukaryota; Viridiplantae; Chlorophyta; Chlorophyceae; Chlamydomonadales; Chlamydomonadaceae. The record is from RefSeq and is a predicted model, not a curated record. The transcript is spliced from 19 exons.